CAGCCAUCCAACCAACCAACCUCUUUGACUAACCCAUCCACCCCAAAAUGAGAGUAAACUUCUUCCGAUGAUCUUAUUGACCACCCUCCUACUGACUGAUUGCCCCUCUCGCCAUUAUUAAAUUAGAAAAUUAAAACAAUUGAUAAUUUGAUCACCAACACAGGUUGUAUACUACUUAAAUCCUGUGUGUGUGUGUGUAUAUAUACAUUAAAAUACAUAUAUUAUUGGUUGUUUUAUGCUUAAAUCACACAAUUUAUCAUCACUUUCUCCCAAGCUUAUCUCUUUUCAUCAGAGGUGGUGGUCCAACGCAAGAAUGGCGCCUCCUCCGAUUUUAUCCUUAGCUUUACCUUCUGAAACGGGUCGGGUUCUUAGUAUCCAGUCUCACACUGUUCAGGGUUAUGUUGGCAACAAGUCAGCUGUCUUUCCGCUUCAACUAUUGGGAUAUGAUGUUGAUCCGAUUAUGUCGGUGCAAUUCUCAAACCAUACAGGUUACCCCACUUUUAAGGGCCAAGUUCUGAACGGGAAACAACUCUGGGAGUUGAUACAAGGCCUGGAAGCCAAUAAUCUAUUAUACUACACACAUCUAUUAACAGGUUACAUUGGUUCAGUUUCUUUCCUAGACAAUGUAUUAGAAGUCGUUAAGAAGCUUCGCUCCAUCAAUCCUACACUUACAUAUGUUUGUGAUCCAGUUAUGGGUGAUGAAGGAAAGCUGUAUGUCCCUCCAGAAUUGGUAUCAGUAUAUCGUGAAAAGGUUGUCCCACUUGCUUCAAUGUUGACUCCUAAUCAGUUUGAAGCUGAACAAUUGACUGGAUUCAGAAUUGCAACUGAGCAAGAUGGGCGGGAAGCAUGCAGGCAUCUUCAUGCUGCUGGUCCAUCAAAGGUUGUGAUAACAAGCAUAUACAUAAAUGGCAAUCUUCUUCUGAUUGGAAGUCAUCAGAAAGAAAAGGGUCAAGCUCCAGUGCAAUUCAAGAUUGUGAUCCCUAAAAUCCCUGCAUAUUUCACGGGGACAGGAGACUUAAUGACUGCAUUAUUACUUGGAUGGAGCAAUAAAUAUCCUCACAACCUUGACAAAGCAGCAGAGCUUGCUGUAUCAAGCUUACAGGCAGUUCUGAGUAGAACCUUGAAGGAUUAUGAGAAGGCAGGGUAUGAUCCGCAAACAAGCAGCUUGGAGAUUAGAUUAAUUCAAAGUCAGGAUGAUAUUCGAAACCCAGAAAUUAAAUACAAUUCGCAGCUAUACGAUUAAUUUGUUGUACAAUUAAGUUUCAUAUGAUCACAGUGCUUAAAACUUCUCAUAUACAAGGGCCAUGUGGCUACAUUUUCUGUAAUGGUAUAGGUUUCUCUCUCUAUUUCAAACAAGAAUUUAUAUAUAGUUUCAAGUCAUAGUGGAAUAUACUAUCCUACCAUUAUUUAUAA
Erigeron canadensis is the source of this 1413-nucleotide messenger RNA. Its product is annotated as pyridoxal kinase. Gene Ontology annotation, cellular component: cytosol. The record is from RefSeq and is a predicted model, not a curated record. Bases 236 to 1243 code for a protein of 335 amino acids. Gene Ontology annotation, biological process: pyridoxal 5'-phosphate salvage. The transcript has 13 exons. NCBI's taxonomy places the organism in Eukaryota, Viridiplantae, Streptophyta, Magnoliopsida, Asterales, Asteraceae. Gene Ontology annotation, molecular function: pyridoxal kinase activity.